This is a messenger RNA of Aspergillus eucalypticola CBS 122712, 1592 nucleotides long. Its product is annotated as putative NAD binding Rossmann fold oxidoreductase. Gene Ontology annotation, biological process: NADPH regeneration. The transcript is spliced from 2 exons. Gene Ontology annotation, molecular function: nucleotide binding; oxidoreductase activity. The record is from RefSeq and is a predicted model, not a curated record. Gene Ontology annotation, cellular component: cytoplasm. The coding region runs from base 476 to 1543 and encodes 355 amino acids. Lineage: Eukaryota; Fungi; Ascomycota; Eurotiomycetes; Eurotiales; Aspergillaceae.
AGGAGGUUGGUCUAUUUUAUCAUACUCGAUGCCUGGAUGCCUGCUAUUCUGAAUGCUGUGCUGCCUCCAGGAAUCCCUUUUCCGACCGGUAAUCCGACCCACGGAGCCACUCUGGAGGAUGAUAUCCGGGGUCGCAGUGGCCAUCUCAACUGGGGUCCAAACCCUCCAGGCGCCUUCUCUGCUACUACUAGUGGCUAAUCUGGAAUCAUUCCCCCCUGCCAACUAGACACCUGAGGAGAAGAUACUUUGGCAGGUCCAACUUCUCCGCAUCCCCUUCCGAUAGAGCUAGACCGACUCUUGCUGGAGCUUCUCGUCGUGCGGUUAAAUUGCACGUCCUCGCUGUUGUCGUUCCCUCUCACUGUCCUCAAUUCUCCUCGCAUCUUCUACAGACUGUUUCACAACAUCCCCCCACCCACCCUUUCUCUAACUCAAUUCCUCUUCUACACUCUUCUCCUCUUCCUCCUUUACUAUCACAAUGUCUGCCAGAAAGCUUAAGGUUGGAUGUGCCGGUCUGGGCCGCAUGGGCAAGCGUCAUGCCCUCAACUUUUUGCAGCGUACUCCCCGUGCAGACCUCGUCGCCGUUAGCAGUCCGGAUGACUCGGAGCUGGAAUGGGCCAGGGCCAACCUUGGUCCGUACGGAGUCACGGUUUACAAGAACUAUGAGGACAUGCUGAAGCACGAAGGCCUGGAGGCCGUCGUCGUUGCAUCCGCGACCGCCGUGCACGCUGAACAGGCCAUCAAGGCCAUUGAGGCUGGCAAGAACGUUCUCUGCGAGAAGCCUUUGUCGACCAGUGUCGAGAUCUCCGAAACCGUCCUCGAUGCAGCAGCCAAGAAGCCCGAACUGAAAGUGAUGUGUGGUUUCUCCCGUCGCUUCGAUGCCUCCUACCGUGACGCAUUCAACAAAAUGUCCGCUGGUGGAAUUGGUUCUCCCUCCGUCAUGCGCAGUCAGACCUGCGACAAGCUGGACCCCACCGGGUUCUUCGUCGCCUACGCCGAGUUCUCGGGAGGUAUCUUCGUGGACUGCUCCAUCCACGACAUCGACCUGGCUCUGUGGUUCUUCGGUCAGGACAGCAAAGUCAAGUCCGUGUCCGCAGUGGGUAUCACCGCCGUUGAGCCCGACCUGCGCAAGUACAACGACCGCGAUAACGCCGUCGGUCUGGUGGAGUUCCACAAUGGCAAGAUCGCCUACUUCUAUGCCUCGCGCAUGAUGGCCGCCGGUCAGGAAGACACCACCGAGAUCAUCGGUACCAAGGGUAAGCUGGCCGUAAACACCCAGCCUGCUCUGAACCUGGUCAACAUCUUCGGCGAGACCGGUGUCCGUCGCGAGAUCCCCCAGCACUACUACGACCGCUUCGAGUACGCCUUCGUCACCGAGGCGAACGAAUUCACGGCCUCCUGUCUCGAGAACACUCCUGUCCCUCUGAAGCUCGAAGGCGCCGUCCAGGCAGUCCGCAUCGGCGCUGCCCUUCAAGAAUCGCUGAUCACAGGCGAGAAGAUCUUCUUCGAUGAGGCUGGCCAGCGUCUUCCCAAGGCAAGACUUUAGAGAGAUAUGAUAGACACGAUAGAUUCCUGUUAUGACUAGCAUUUUCUUC